AUGUCUAGUGUGCAUCCUACGGUCAAAGACGCGGUCGCCAACUUUCAACCCCCUGCUGGAUUUGUGGCCCUCCCGCCAAGACGUAGCGAGACAUCGCUAAUCUUCUCCUAUGGGGUUCGAAUUGCGGAGGCCCCAGCGCCACCUGCAACUUUCGUGGACGCAGGAGUUCCCGCCGUCUGGAUGUGUCUCGCCUCCGAGGCCUGUCGAUCGAGAGCGGAUGUGUUUUACCCUUUAUUAACAGGGAAAAGAUCCAAGGCGACGAAACAUCUGUGUGAAGCCCAUGCAAUAGUGUCUGACAAGACAGCGUGCGAGUUGGAAAAGAAGCGCGGGCGUGACGAGGAAUUGGAUCGGCUUCGGCACUCUCAGAUGUUCAGCGAUGACCCAGCACGCGUUUACGUUCUCCUUAUAACGCUUCGGAUCAUCAACAACAACCUGCCAUACCGUUUGGCGGAGUACGAAGAGUCCAUCUCGACCCGAGAGCUUGUAAUGAAGGACGGAAUGCAUGCUGCCGUCAACGCAAAAGUUGUCGUCCACGCCACGAUCGAGCUAUACGCUUCGUCCAAAAGUACUAUUUGUUGUGAAAUCCAUGACAACCGAGUCGGACACGCAGCGACAUUCACGGUCGUCCCCGACUUUUGGACUCCAAAAGGCAAGGGUGCUAAGUUUUUGGGGCUCCGGUUGUAUUUCAUCAACAAGCAGUACGAGUUCAAGUCUAUCCUGCACGGCACCCGUCACUUCAACCCGAAGUACAGCGAGAGGUCUGGUGGAAUUCGUCCGCCAUGUCGGCGGUGGCUUAAUGAUAUUUUGAUCGAUUUUGGUUUAACUCGGGCGGACCUGUUUGGAGCUACAAGUGAUGCGGGUCCUGACGUGAAGUGGGUGAUGACCAAAGGGUUGCAGCUCAACUGGGAGUGGUGUAUCCCGCACAUGUCGAGUGCUGCCACAAAGAAAGCUUGUGACUGUCUCAUGAGCAUGGGCGACAAGGCGCCGCAGCAACUGCUAGAAUAUCGCCCGCACCGGUUCCUGGGGCUUACCCGUGUGGUUCGCCGCAUUUUAAUCCUGUGGGCACCUCUCGUGGGUUGGUACGAGGAGCGUCUUGCGGCUCAAAGCGAAUCUGCAACCCAGGUUGAAGUACCUUUGACGCUGCUCAACCUGCGGCGCUCCACACUCAACUGCGACAAGGUUCUCCGCGACUAUCGAUCUACGAAGGAGAGGAAAAUGUACAUUCGACUUGAUCAACUUACUGAACUGGCACGGGAGACGCGGUUGAAGCUUCAAGAAGAAUUCCAGCGUGUGUUCUUCUCCCGGUAUACGGAUCGAGCGAAAAUUGUCCAAUGCUCAUUUUUGUUUGAGAUGCAGCUACUGCUGCACACGAACUUCAAGAACCUGGACAGCAUUCUCAAGGACGUUGUCCUCCUGUGCACUCCAAAAGGUCGUCACACAAGGGAGCAGGAGACAAAUACCCCCGCUUUUCCCAACGUUGUCUUCUCCGAAGAUCUAAUGGAGCUCAUUGACGACUCAGCCGUCUGGCAGCAGGUGGAUCGCGAGGAGCAGCAAACUGUUCAUGACAGCAGCGUGGAGCAAGAGCUACGACUGUGGAUGGCGACGCCAACUUCGCUUCGACUGGCAGCUAAUGGAAAAGCUGACACCGCAUAUAUCCCUGCCAAUAUGCUGCUUCCCGUGACGGUCGAAGAGAAUACGGAAGCCGACGAUGCCUUGGAGGAGUAUUUUUCCAGUGACAGCGAGGACGACGACGAAAAAAACAUUGUUUAG
Molecule: messenger RNA, 1770 nt
Organism: Phytophthora sojae
Lineage: Eukaryota; Oomycota; Peronosporomycetes; Peronosporales; Peronosporaceae
Exons: 5
Coding region: 1-1770 (589 amino acids)
Source: RefSeq, a predicted model, not a curated record